AGGCACCGCCGGCUACCCUCCAAGAAGAAGAGGUCCUGGAAGCCGUAUAUCAAGCUGACCUGGGAGGAGAAGAAGCGACUGGAGGAGAGGGAGUCGCAGCGGGCGUCCCUGAUGCGGGCCGAGAUGUUCGCCAAGGGCCAACCGGUGGCCCCUUACAAAACCACCCAGUUCCCGAUGGAGGACGACGAGGAGGAGGACGGCACGGGCAGCGACGGUAUGGCCAACGACGGCACCAAGUUCCUGCAGAAGGACUUUUCUGAGACCUACGAGAAGUACCACAUGGAGAGCCUGCAGGACAUGAUCAAGCAGGAGCUGAUCCGUGAGUACAUGGAGCUGGAGAAGUGCAUAAGCCGCAUGGAGGAGGAAAACAACCGCCUGAGGUCACAGCAGGCCGACCCCAGGCUCCAUGAACUGGAGAUGGAGCUGGAGAAGCUCAAAGAGGAGAACUGGUGGCUGCAGAGG
Rana temporaria (common frog) is the source of this 462-nucleotide messenger RNA. Its product is annotated as protein HEXIM1-like. Gene Ontology annotation, cellular component: nucleoplasm; nucleus; cytoplasm. Gene Ontology annotation, biological process: negative regulation of transcription by RNA polymerase II; negative regulation of cyclin-dependent protein serine/threonine kinase activity. Gene Ontology annotation, molecular function: 7SK snRNA binding; cyclin-dependent protein serine/threonine kinase inhibitor activity. NCBI's taxonomy places the organism in Eukaryota, Metazoa, Chordata, Amphibia, Anura, Ranidae. The record is from RefSeq and is a predicted model, not a curated record.